Messenger RNA from Umbelopsis ramanniana AG, 441 nucleotides. RefSeq lists its product as uncharacterized. NCBI's taxonomy places the organism in Eukaryota, Fungi, Mucoromycota, Umbelopsidomycetes, Umbelopsidales, Umbelopsidaceae. Gene Ontology annotation, molecular function: structural constituent of ribosome. Bases 1 to 441 code for a protein of 146 amino acids. The record is from RefSeq and is a predicted model, not a curated record. Gene Ontology annotation, cellular component: ribosome; cytosolic large ribosomal subunit. Gene Ontology annotation, biological process: translation. The transcript is spliced from 4 exons.
AUGCCUACCAGACUUCACCACAACAGAAAGAAGCGUGGACAUGUUUCCGCCGGUCACGGUCGUGUCGGCAAGCACAGAAAGCAUCCUGGUGGUCGUGGUCUUGCUGGUGGUCAACACCACCACCGUAUCAACAUGGACAAGUACCAUCCUGGUUACUUCGGUAAGGUCGGUAUGCGCUACUUCCACAAGACCCACAACCAGUUCCAUCGUCCUAUUGUCAACCUUGACAAGAUCUGGACCUUGGUUGGUGAGGAAGUCCGUAACAAGUACAAGAACACCGAAAAGGUUGCCGUCAUCGAUGCUCUUCAACACGGUUUCCACAAGGUCCUUGCCAAGGGUCGUCUCCCCGAACAACCCGUCAUUGUCCGCACCAAGUUUGUUUCCCGCCGCGCUGAGGAAAAGAUCAAGGCUGCCGGUGGUGUUGUCGAGCUCAUCGCUUAA